GGCGUCACUGUACGCAAGGAGCGAACGUGGGAUUUUGGUGUCAUACCCUAUGAGAUAGAUACAAUAUUCAGUGGGGCCCACAAAGCGUUGUUUAAACAGGCUAUGCGCUACUGGGAAAACUUUACAUGCAUAAAAUUCGUGGAGCGGGACGAGAAUUUGCAUCCUAACUAUAUAUACUUUACAGUUAAAAGUUGUGGUUGCUGUUCAUUUCUGGGUAAGAAUGGAAACGGACGGCAGCCUAUUUCUAUAGGCCGUAAUUGUGAGAAAUUCGGCAUCAUUAUUCACGAGUUGGGCCAUACUAUAGGUUUUCAUCAUGAGCAUGCACGUGGUGAUAGAGACAAGCACAUUAUAAUAAACAAAUCAAACAUAAUGCGGGGUCAGGCAUACAACUUUGACGUAUUGUCGCCGGAUGAGUUUGAUGAGCCGCUGCUGCCAUAUGAUUAUAACUCCAUAAUGCAUUAUGCUAAGAACUCUUUCUCAAAAAGUUCGUAUUUAGAUACAAUAACGCCUCUUGGUCUACAACCUGGUGCACAAAUCGAGUUAGGCCAACGACGUCGUCUAAGCCGGGGCGAUGUGCUCCAAGCUAAUUUCCUUUAUAAAUGUGCAUCCUGUGGACGCACUUUUCAGCAGAACAUCGGACGUAUUGUAAGUCCGCACUUUUCACAAGCGGAUGUCGGCCAAGUAACUGAGACUGAAGACAGCGAGGGCAGUGGUGAUAUUCAUUUGGGGCUAAGUGCAGUUAAUGCUUCCCACACCAGAUGUGAAUGGCGAAUUACGGCAACCAACGGUGAACGCAUAAUACUUCACCUGCAGCAAUUACGAUUAUUAUUUUCGCACAACUGUACGGAAGAUUAUUUAGAAAUACGUGAUGGCUACUGGCAUCGGUCCCCGCUUAUAUGUCGCCUUUGCGGUAAUUUAAGCGACAAGACUAUUACCACUAAUACCAGCCGUAUGCUCAUCAACUAUGUAAAUAGAAAUGCUGUAAACGGAUUUUGGGGAUUUAAGGCAAAGUUUGAAGUGACUUGUGGAGGGGAUAUUCGGUUAUCCAAUGAUCACUCUAUUGACUCGCCAAACUAUCCAUUAGAGUACAUGCCUAACAAGGAAUGCGUUUGGCGAGUAAUAGCACCAGAAUAUCACCAGGUAGCAAUUAGGUUUACAUUUUUUGAGCUGGAGAGGCAUGACGCUUGUAUUUACGAUUUUGUUGAGCUCCACGAUGGCAGCGACGAGGAGUCUAAGUUAAUUGGGCGGUUUUGUGGCGACAAAUUACCACCUAAUAUAAGAAGUCGUGGGAAUCACAUGUAUAUUAAAUUUGUUUCGGAUGGCUCUGUUCAAAAGUUGGGCUUUUCCGCUUCCCUAAUGAUCGAUGUGGAUGAGUGCAAAUUUAUACAGCAUGGCUGUCAGCACGUCUGUAUAAAUACGUUGGGCAGUUAUCAGUGUGGCUGUUUUGCUGGGUACGAAUUGCAGACUAACGGUAAAACCUGUGAAGAGGCUUGUGGGGGGAUUGUCGACGCUACUCAAAGUAAUGGAACUAUCUACUCACCUUCAUAUCCUGAUGUCUACCCCAAUGCAAAGAAAUGCGUAUGGGAAUUAAUUACAGCACCACAUCAAGCUUUAUUUCUUAAUUUUACGCAUUUUGAUUUAGAGGGUACAAAGCUGCAAUAUAGCAAAUGCAGCUUUGACUACCUAGUUAUAUAUUCAAAAAUGCGAGAUAAUAGGCUUAAAAAGAUUGGGAUAUUCUGCGGAAACGACCUGCCGCCAAUGGUGAACUCAGAUCAAAAUAUUCUUCGCCUAGAGUUCUACUCCGAUCGUACUGAGCAACGUAGUGGCUUUGUAGCACAAUACAUAGUUGAUGUGGAUGAAUGUACCCAAAACAAUGGGGGCUGUCAACACAAAUGCCAUAACACAUAUGGAAACUAUCAGUGCAGUUGUCGUAAUGGCUAUACAUUGAACAAGGAUGGACACAAUUGCACAGAGACCACGUGCAAGUUUGAAAUUUCUUUGUCCAAGGGGAUAUUGCAAAGUCCAAAUUAUCCAAACGAAUAUGCACGUAAUAUAUAUUGCUAUUGGCAUUUUCAGACAGUACUGGGCCAUCGAAUACAUUUAACAUUUGACGACUUUGACAUAGAGAACCAUCAGGAGUGUAUAUACGACUAUGUGGCUAUCUAUGAUGGCAGUUCUGAAAAUAGCUCAACCCUGGGGGUCUACUGCGGCGGUCGGGAGCCAUAUGUUGCUAUUUCAUCUACCAAUGAGAUGUUUAUGGUGCUUAAAACUGACGCAGGUUUGCAACGAAGGGGCUUCAAGGCAACGUUUGUGUCCGAGUGUGGAGGUUACUUGCGCGCAACGAAUAACUCGCAAGUUUUCUAUUCACAUUCACGAUUUGGUAGUCGACCAUAUAAGCGAAACAUGUACUGUGACUGGCGAAUUGAAGCUGAUUCAGAUAGCAGCGUUAAAAUCAAGUUUCUGCAAUUUGAAAUCGAAUAUGGAGAGCACUGUGAUUAUGAUUUUCUCGAGAUAACUGAGGAAGGCAAUGCAAUGAAUACUAUCCAUGGACGUUUUUGUGGCAAGCGCAAGCCACCAAUCAUUGUUUCCAACUCGGACACACUUCUGCUAAGAUUCCAAACAGACAAAAGCAUUUCGUUGCGAGGUUUUGCGAUAUCUUUCAUGGCUGUUGACCCCCCUGUGGACGAUGCUGGAGAAAGCUUAGAAAGUGCGACGCCUUUUCCUGGCUAUUUUAAGAAUAUGUUUUCCGAGACGGAAAAAGUCUGA
This is a messenger RNA of Drosophila busckii, 2766 nucleotides long. Its product is annotated as dorsal-ventral patterning protein tolloid. Gene Ontology annotation, biological process: proteolysis. Bases 103 to 2766 code for a protein of 887 amino acids. The transcript has 6 exons. Gene Ontology annotation, molecular function: metalloendopeptidase activity; calcium ion binding; zinc ion binding. The record is from RefSeq and is a predicted model, not a curated record. NCBI's taxonomy places the organism in Eukaryota, Metazoa, Arthropoda, Insecta, Diptera, Drosophilidae.